GAUUGUAAUUGUAGACCUCGGACCAAAAAUUAAAAAAAAAAGUACAUUGAACAGGAUAAUGUCGUUUCUCAUAUUCUAAGUUCUAACAAACGAGACCUUCUCGGGCUGAACCGAAGAAGGGAUAAGGAAACGAAAGCCUUCGGCCCUUAAACCCCCGAUUCCCAAUUAUAAACAGUGCCACUAUCAGUUUUUUCACUCCAAUUUUGCUUUACAAAACAUUUUUUGCUUUUUGCAAAUUUGUCUUUGGCUGCUUUUAGAAAUGACGAUGAAGAAAUUGAGAUGGGCAAUGGACAGUGGGUUCUGGGAUUUGGACAUGUCUACGCCGGUGACUUUGGAUGGCAAGGCACGCCCUGUCGCCGGCGACCCUCUACCUCUGGGCGUAAGCCGCGGCGCCAGGCUUUCGAGGCCCAGACAGAUCGAUUUCUUCCAGCGUUUUAUGGCUGCACCCUUUGUCCCUUCUUUCACUCCUGACCGCGGUCUUGCUCUUGAAAGGGUCUUCUCUCUUCCCCUGCCUUCUUCCAUUGGUGAACGCUGGUUUGCAACAUUACUUGGACAAUUUAAUAUCCAGAAGUUUGUGACCUCUAUCAAAAAGGAUGGGACAUUGCAAAUGUCAGAACCAUCAUGGUUACAACGCAUCAAAAAACACCUUUCUGAAAAAUCCCUUUAUGCUUUCAACCUCUGUUCAGAACUUUUGGUAACACCUGAUGAUACUCUUCUUCUUAGCUAUGAAGGAUAUGGUGAUGAGAAGAACUCUAGGACGAAAGCAGUUCUUCAUCACAAGUUUCCUCAUCAUAAUCUCAUUGUUGAAGCUGCUGGGCUAGAACGUUUUGUUGAUCACAAUGGUAACCACUGGGAUGUUCCAUUUUCUCUGGCAGCUGAUGUUGCCUCAGUUCCUGCUGACUCUAGUACAAGCUAUCAUUUGUGCAUUAAUCACGUGAUGGGUUCACCGAAUGAAGUUCAAACUCAGUCAGCUGGUGGAGCACCUGCUGCUCUACUCCCCGGUUUGUGUGCCAAAUGUGCAGUAUCCUUUAAGAAGAAUGCCAAUAUUUGGACAAGUGAAGCACCAAAGUUAUCAAUGGUGCAACCUUACGACAUUUUUUUGUCCGAUCCUCAUAUUUCAGUGUCCACCCUUCUAGGUGCUGUUGUGACAGCAUUUGUUGGUAAUACGUCAAUCAGAACACAAGGAGAACAUGAUAUACAAUAUUUGAAGGGCUCUGGACUUCAAGCACAGGCAGCAAAUUCUGCCAUUUCAGCGGACCUGUUUGCAUCUGCGUUUUUCUCAGCACAACAUGGAAAUUUCCAAAGGUUAUUCCUGGAUUUGACACGCAUCAAUGUACGUUUGGAUUUCCCAUCAGGGUUAAAGUUUCUCUCUGGUGCUGCUCGUGUGGGUUAUAAUCUGUAUAAUUCUCAAGAACCAAGUUGGGAAAGAAUUGAGACGUUAUGUCCAAAAGCCACCUUGUCAUUUCAGCAGCAGAUUGCUGGACCUUUCAGCCUUAGAGUUGAUUCUGAAGUAGCACUUGAUCUGAAAAAAGGAAACUGGUACCCAGUCAUGAAUGAUCCUGUAUUUGCAGUUGAAUAUGCCUUGCAAGUUCUUGGUUCAGCAAAGGCUGUUGCUUGGUAUUCACCGAAGCAGCGCGAAUUUAUGUUGGAACUUCGUUUCUUCGAGACCUAAAACCAUAAAUAUUUUUCCAGAAUUUGUUCUGGGCAGUCUAAUGGUUUCACCUCUUUAGCUCAUCAUUGGUCGUCAUCUUUUUAUUUGUAUUACGUCGUUUAAAAUUAGUAGCAAUCUAGCCAUCUUGGUUGAGUUGAUAAGCAUAUGGACUUGGAACAUCAGAAGUGCGAACACCUUCCAGCAUGUGUGUGUAAAAUUCUAGAGGUAAUGAUCAUGUGGUUCUUAUUGUUAUUGAUAGUUGGAAGUGAUGAUCUUUAAGAUCACCAAUGAUGGGGUUAUAGCUUUUGACACUUGGUGAUCUGCCAGUGGGGAUUUGAAACUGGGAAGAUUAUUUUUAGACAGAUCCCAAAGUGAUAAAUGCAGACUUUUCGAUUCUUUGCUAGUUAUGAGUUAGUAUUUGUUUGUGUCGAAUUGUUUGUUGAAGAUUCUUUAAAUGAGAGAUAUAGCAGUUACAUUUAGUGCAA
Molecule: messenger RNA, 2136 nt
Organism: Coffea eugenioides
Lineage: Eukaryota; Viridiplantae; Streptophyta; Magnoliopsida; Gentianales; Rubiaceae
Product: protein TRIGALACTOSYLDIACYLGLYCEROL 4, chloroplastic
Exons: 5
Coding region: 260-1672 (470 amino acids)
Biological process (GO): ER to chloroplast lipid transport; acylglycerol transport
Cellular component (GO): chloroplast envelope
Molecular function (GO): phosphatidic acid binding
Source: RefSeq, a predicted model, not a curated record